This is a messenger RNA of Tachysurus fulvidraco (yellow catfish), 2078 nucleotides long. It is a transcript of the gene hoxb8b, whose product is annotated as homeobox B8b. Gene Ontology annotation, biological process: regulation of transcription by RNA polymerase II. Gene Ontology annotation, cellular component: nucleus. NCBI's taxonomy places the organism in Eukaryota, Metazoa, Chordata, Actinopteri, Siluriformes, Bagridae. The coding region runs from base 328 to 1062 and encodes 244 amino acids. The record is from RefSeq and is a predicted model, not a curated record. The transcript has 2 exons. Gene Ontology annotation, molecular function: RNA polymerase II transcription regulatory region sequence-specific DNA binding; DNA-binding transcription factor activity, RNA polymerase II-specific.
UUUUCACCCUGUUCACUCUACUAUCACCAUCGCGCUGUUGUCUGUUUGGAAAUGACGGGGCCAAUGAAAAAGGAGUCAGCAAGACUGAAAAUGCUAAACAAUUGCAUAGAGCUCUACAGGACGGAAGAAAACCACUAUUUUAUAACACCACAUCACUAAAAAUGCUCUGUGAUAACACUCUUCGGGAGAUUUACUAAAAAGCGUCUGCGCAAAUAUUUACAAUCAGUCUACAUUUGUACGUAGAUGUAAUACAGACUGUAUGUCUUAAGACAAUCCGAAACUAAGGCUGGUUUAACCCUAUGUCAUAGAGAUGUUUUAAGAAAGCUGAUGAAAAGAAGUAAAAUGAGUUCAUAUUUCGUUAAUUCGCUCUUUAGCAAAUUCAAAGGAAGCGACUCCCUGCGUCCAAACUACUACGAUUGUUCUGGGUACACACAGGAGCUUGCAGGCAGACCGUCUGUGUUGUACGGACACAGCACAGGAUCUACAUUUCAACACACAUCCCAGCUUCCGGAGUUUUAUCACCACGGAGCCUCCACGUUCUCCCACGCACCGUACCAGCACAGUCAGUACCACGGAGAGCAAGCCGCAAACCUUUUUGCGCAGGACGCCUUACAGAGACAGACUUUUUUCGGCACACAAGACACGGAUUUAGCGCAGUUUGGAGACUAUACUGUAAAAGCAAGCUACAUCACUGAUGAUUUAGAGAGCACAGAAACGUGCCCAGCACAGCUUUAUCCCUGGAUGCGACCGCAAGCUACCGGCCGAAGGCGAGGAAGACAGACGUACAGCCGCUACCAGACGCUUGAACUGGAGAAGGAGUUCCUUUUUAAUCCGUACCUGAACCGCAAGCGGCGCGUGGAGGUUUCGCGAGCGCUUUGCCUGACCGAGCGCCAGGUGAAGAUCUGGUUUCAGAACAGGAGAAUGAAGUGGAAGAAAGAGAACAACAAGGACAAGUUCCCGAGCAGCAGGGAUGAGCAGGAGCAGAUCGAGAGGCAGCGACGCGAAUGCGCCGAUGAUUCAGGAAAACGUACGCCUGAAGAGGCAGACUCAGAGGACGUGUGAAUCCAUGAAUUACAGAUCGAGCUAAGACGUAUUCCGAUUAGCAUCAUAACAGUUCUGUAGUCCGUUGAAAACCUAUAACAAUGUGAUGUAAACUCAUGGUCUCUUAUUAAGCCUUGUCUAACAAAACACGAGGUGUUUCCUUAUUCAUUGGAGUGUAAUGGGACUAUAAUAAUAAUAAUAAUAAUAAUAAUAAUAAUAAUAAUAAUAAUAAUAAUAAUAAUAAAUACUAUAAUAAUAAUAGUAAUAAUACUAAUUAUUAUUAUUAUUAUUAUUACUAUUAUUAUUAUUAUUGUAAACAGUGACAAUAUUCUUGUUAAUAAUCAAUUCAUUUAAAUUUAGAUAUAUUCUGUUUAUCGUAGUUCAGUGCAUUCUUACCUCAGAAGUGUUGAUAGUUGGCAGUUCUUCUGUGUGCGUGUGUGUGUGUGUGUGUGUGUGUGUGUGUGUGUGUGUGUGUGUGUGUGUGUCUGUCUGUAUGUGCGCGCGCGCGCUCGCGCUUGUGUUUAUGCACGCGCCAGAUCUCGUGCACUCUAAUAUGGGGAACAAGCCCACGUCUUACUACCCCGUUUAUUGCGUAGAUUGUUAUGAUUACAAUUGUUCAGCAUCUGUUCUGAUACCUGUUCACCUACUUCACGACUUUUCACUCAAAUUAAAACUUCGGAUUUUAUUUACAGUCAUUAUAGCUGGUUUAUUGAAUAUAAUCAGGGAAUAAAUGGGUGCAGUUACUGCAGUACUUUAGGCUACCUAAUAUGCACUUGUGAUUAUUGACUGAUGAGAAUAAUGAUCAGUCAUUCAGGCUUAUCAUAUGUCUCAAACCUCAAGCACUACCUAUAAGUAACUUGGUUCAAUGACUCAGUCCAUUACAAGUCAAACGCAAUGCGUGACCUAUGUAAAUACUACAUACCCUGUUGGAUAUAGUCCUUCAUCCAAAUAUGUGUCAGAACACUUGAUUGUCGUCUUAUAGUGUUUUUAUUGUUUGUGUAUGUGCAAAAUAUACAAUAAAGAUUCAUUUCUGUUCA